UAUCAAUCGUCAUAAUAUUAUCUUUUUCGGAUUUUAGCCUCAUCCGUGUUGCGAGAUUUUUGUGUAUUUAGACCAUCAGUAUCGUACCGUUCGAAUAGUAUCAACCAUACCUUCUUGAUGUCGACUUAAUAGCUUUUUUCACAAGCUUUUAUCAGGAUUAUAUGAAGAAGAACACAAUGGAAAGUGCAACAGAAGUUUUGCCUUUGUGCACAGUGUCAUGGGAAAUGGGUGUCAGUAGCAACAUUUCAUCGCCACAAGAAGGAGCACUUGAAAUUUUUUACCAUCCCAGCAGUUCCUAGAUUCCCAUUCAAGGAAGAUGUUUCGAAGGACCCACGAUAUAGUCAGCCCCUAUUCUCCGGAUCACAGACAACAGUGUUAGAUGCUGUCACUAAGCAUAUGUACAUUUUUAGUAUGAACCAUGGCAUGUCCAAGUCAGCAGUAACAGACUCUCUUGCUUGUGAGAAAUCCUCUCUUCCACAACCCAACCUCUUGCCAAAGUCUUUUAGAGAAGCCAGGAGUUUUGUGUCGCCAUUUCUUAUGCCCCUUGAGAAGUUUGAUGCUUGCCUAAAUGACUGUAUUUUAUACCGAGACUCUGAAGGGAAAAUGUAUGCUGGUUUAAAGGAGUGUCCUAUUUGCCAUGAGCCUAGACAGAAGAAUGGACUUGCACAGAAAAAAUUUACAUAUAUGCCUAUAGGACCAAGACUGAGUCGUUGGUUUGGAACCCCAAAUUUGUGUAAGCUGUUGUAUGCCAACAAGGUAACGGUUAAUGGGACUCUGCGGGAUUUCACUGAUGGCAAGGUUUACCAAUCAUGGUUUGAAGAAGGUGGAGUGUUUCAUGGAAUGAAGGAAAGUCACACCAUCCCACUCUCGUUAUUUACAGAUGGAGUGAAUCCAAACAAACAUAUGACUAGUCAGAAGUCAAUGUGGCCUAUCAUUCUUACAUGGAUAAAUUUGCCGUUUGAACUACGUCAACUUUUGGGACCCAUGCUUUUGGUCGGAAUCAUUCCAAGUGGACUGAGGGGGAGUGAACCAAAAUCCUUAGAACCAUAUUUAGAACUGGUUACAGAUGAAAUACUUCAAUUAACUGAAUUUCCAGUGUUCAGCUCCUAUGCAGCAGCACCAGUUACAGUGAAGGUGGCAUUGCUUCAAUUUUUGUGCGACAUCCCUGCGUUUUCCAAAGUUUUUCAUCUUUCUGGACAUGGUGCCCUUAGAUCCUGUCCAUACUGCCGAGAAGUAGGACACCGGUGCAAACAUUUAAGUAAGACCAUCCAUCUAUCAAACCGGAGAUUUUUAGAUUCCAACCAUCCUUUGCGGUGCGAAGAGGGAUUCGGAGAAGGUGGACCAGACAAUAAAGAAAAACCAGCUGUCUACUCCAAUGAAGAGGAGCUUUCACUUCGUGAGCAGUAUGAAUCAAAACCAAACAAAUCACAGAAAACCAAAUUUCAAAAGGAAACUGGCCUGAAAGGAAAGUAUACAUUCUUAAGACUGCCAUACCACAACAGGAUAAAACAGAUGCAGCCUGAUGGAAUGCACACAUUUGCAGAUUUCAUCAAUCAUGUGUUUGAAAUGCUCACAGGAAAACUAAGCAGCCAGAAAGUUAAAAACUGUGAAUUGUCAUUUGGGCGAUUUGAAGGUGCCUGGAAGGAAGAAAGUGACUUUGAAAACCGGCCUAUAAAGAAGCGAAAGACUACAGCCACUACAGAAUCUGCCAAAACUCCAGCCAAGGAAGUGAAAUUUCAUGUUCCAUGGGCACUCUCAAAAGACGGUGUAAAAGAAGCAGACAAAAGAGCAAGUGAAAUAGUUUAUGGUCAGACAAAUGACAUUACCCCUGGACCACAUUUCUCUAAGCCCUGGACUUUAAGGACUAUGAAUUCCAAGUUGCAGUUUGUAAUAACUGGCGGUCUCCAGUGGUGUCUCAGGGGACUCUUACCACAGAAACAGGAAGAAACUCUCUUUUUCCUGCUCGAUAUAUUGAAGAGGGUAAUCUCUCCAGCCAUCCAACAAGCUGACAUUGAAGAGCUGCAGAAUGAUGUUCACUAUGCACUGUGCUUGUUAGAGCGGGACUUCCCACUAUCUCUGCAGAACCUAACAACACACUUGAUUCACCAUAUUGUGGAUGGUUUAGAGGAAUUCGGUCCAGUUUAUGGAAGAUGGUUAUUCCCACACGAAAGAGCCAAUGGGUGGAUUAGCCGACAGUGUUUGCGUAAAGGGGUAGAGGAAUCAACUGUCAUGGAGACCUAUGUGAUUUAUGACUGGUGUGUCCAUAUGGUUUUAAGUCAGCAAUUCAAGCCAUCAGAAAUUUUUAGCAGUGACAACAAGCUUGUGCAGUUAUCCGAAAAACUGAUGAUGGAAAUCCUUGAGGAGCCACAGCAUGAAGAGCAGAGGCCAUCUCCAGAGAUACCCAUCUCCAAUUCAAGGCAGUUAACACCUCAGAUGAUUCAGCAUAUGACAGUGUUCUACACUAGUGUGUUAAAUAUGAACAUUUUGAACUUUGACGAGACUGUUGUUGAAAUUACCAAAAGUUGUGAACAUGUUGACAAUUAUGGGCGUUCCUAUCAAUUUAUAGGGAAGGGUUGCAAAAGACGUCAGAAUUCUGUUGUUAAAGUUCCCUGCUCUAGUGGAACACUUUUUGGAGAGAUUGUCCUUUUCCUUUGUCAUAAAGUUAACAGCAUUGUUCAUAAAUGGGUUGUAUUGGAUAUAUUUCCAUUAUCUGAGAAAGAAAAGGGUUUUUUCCAUUUUGAAAACAAGGUUGUAUGUCAGAGAUUGUGUCAUAUAUCCGCUUUAAGUAGACCAUUGGCUCAUGUUAGGAAUCAGAAUGCAACCUUGUGGGUGUUAGAAGAAGAGUAGUGUAUAACUAGAUACCUCAAAAAGACAGAGCUAACAAAAUUCAGCAAAGUCGUUAAAUGUAUCUAACUGUAUGUAUCUAUCUGAACAUAUAUACACUGCUUGGUUUUAGCUCAUUGUUUUGAUUGUUUAUUAGUCCUAUCAAUUACUGGUAUGUGUAUUUGAGAUAAUGUUAUGAUUUUCCCUAUAUAUUAUCAUAUUUACUUUUGAGUACCAGUAUAUAUUUGAAUACUAGUAUAUUGAUUGUGAGUGUUUUGUGUGAAGUAUGAUUUAAAACAAUAUUGUUUUAUAUCAAUUGCAUAAACAUUUGCAAGUUUGUUACCAAAAGUUGUAUGAAUAUAAUCAAUAGAACACACUGCUGAUGUUGCUUUUAUUAUUCUUUUGAGCGAAAUUGAAAGGCAAUUUAAGAUGAUUGCAUAGACUCCUUCCCGGUAACUGCCAUACUGCUCUUUUGCAGAGCAAAUUGACAUCUUUUAAAUAUAUAAUAUGACGUAAUUGUCUAUCUACUGUAAAUAAACUUUGCCAAACCUGCAAAAGAGCUAUACUGCAGUCACUGAAAAGGGUCCAUGCUUGAAUCCAGGAAA
Messenger RNA from Magallana angulata, 3428 nucleotides. RefSeq lists its product as uncharacterized. The record is from RefSeq and is a predicted model, not a curated record. Bases 397 to 2847 code for a protein of 816 amino acids. The transcript has 5 exons. Lineage: Eukaryota; Metazoa; Mollusca; Bivalvia; Ostreida; Ostreidae.